ACAAUCCCGUGGCUCUCCAGAGUUCCUGAAUCAAAAUAUAAAUAAUAGUUCAAAAAUUCACUUAAAAUCGAAAUAGGUCUAUGUAGUGUUUACACUGCCUUUUAUAAAGUAUACCUCGAGUUUUCUUCCUAUAUUUCUCAAAGCAUAAAAGUUGCUAAAAAAGAAAAAACGUCAUAUUUUCCCAAUUUAAAGUCAAACUUUGCAACAAAAAGAUUUUAAUGAACCUUUAUUUAGAUUGUUUGUAUUGUGGUUUUAUCAAUUUCCUUCGGAUUCAAUGGAGCAUCAAUGUCAGGACAUAUUCAAAAUAUUCUUUCAAUAUCUCCAAAUAGAUCAGGAACGUUGUAUGGACUUACCAACGGAUUUGGAAAUAUAUCUGGAUUUUUAGUUCCUAUGGUAAAAGAUUGGGUUGUGCAAGACUUGAAAAGUGUCUCUGAUUGGAGAUAUUUAUUCAUCAUUGCUGCAAGUCUGUAUCUGUUUGAAACAAUCUAUUUCAAUAUUUUCGCUAGCAGACGAGUGCAAGAGUUUAAUGAAAAAGAUUACAAGGAGAUAUCGACAAUUGAGUACGUGAAAACAUCCUGCUGUACGUUCUACUGCGACGCUAAAACUACAGAACAUAAUUAAAAAAUCGAUUCUACAAAUUUAAGUAUUCUUUUCAAGUCCCAACUCAUUCGUGGCUUACAUAAAAAGUGUAAUAUACAAAGUUUAACUAAAGUUUUUUAUAUCUGAAAUAGAGAUAAAAUAUAAGUCUUACAUACUGUAA
Eurytemora carolleeae is the source of this 760-nucleotide messenger RNA. RefSeq names its product probable anion transporter 2, chloroplastic. The record is from RefSeq and is a predicted model, not a curated record. The transcript is spliced from 6 exons. Gene Ontology annotation, molecular function: transmembrane transporter activity. Gene Ontology annotation, biological process: monoatomic anion transport. Lineage: Eukaryota; Metazoa; Arthropoda; Copepoda; Calanoida; Temoridae. Bases 286 to 621 code for a protein of 111 amino acids.